Messenger RNA from Botrytis byssoidea, 3540 nucleotides. RefSeq lists its product as uncharacterized. Gene Ontology annotation, cellular component: chromosome. The record is from RefSeq and is a predicted model, not a curated record. Gene Ontology annotation, molecular function: ATP binding; ATP hydrolysis activity; protein binding. The coding region runs from base 1 to 3540 and encodes 1179 amino acids. Gene Ontology annotation, biological process: chromosome organization. NCBI's taxonomy places the organism in Eukaryota, Fungi, Ascomycota, Leotiomycetes, Helotiales, Sclerotiniaceae. The transcript is spliced from 6 exons.
AUGAGGGUAGUAGAAGUCAUUAUAGAUGGUUUCAAAUCGUACGCUGUGCGUACCGUAAUUUCAGGAUGGGAUGAGAGUUUCAAUUCGAUUACUGGUCUGAAUGGUAGUGGUAAAUCAAAUAUUCUCGACUCAAUAUGUUUUGUUCUUGGUAUUACGAAUAUGACAACGGUUCGGGCGCAGAAUCUUCAGGAUCUGAUAUACAAGCGUGGACAAGCUGGAGUAACGAAAGCUAGUGUGACGAUUGUUUUCGACAAUCGAGACAAGAAGAAAUCGCCCAUUGGAUUUGAGGAAUAUGCUCAAAUCAGUGUUACUCGACAAAUUGUUCUGGGAGGUACCAGCAAAUAUCUUAUAAAUGGACAUCGAGCACAACAACAAACCGUGCAAAACCUUUUCCAAUCCGUUCAGCUCAAUAUCAACAACCCAAAUUUCUUGAUUAUGCAAGGACGAAUUACAAAAGUGCUGAACAUGAAAGCGGUUGAAAUUCUUGCCAUGAUUGAGGAGGCGGCAGGUACACGAAUGUUCGAGGAUAGAAGAGACAAGGCUUUCAAGACAAUGGCUAAGAAGGAAAUGAAGGUUCAAGAGAUCACUGAGUUAUUGAAAGAGGAAAUCGAGCCAAAGUUGGAGAAGCUGCGGACGGAGAAACGGGCUUUCCUGGAUUAUCAACAAACACAGAACGAUUUGGAGAGACUCACAAGAGUGGUGGUGGCGCAUGAUUACUUGAAGAAUCAAGAAAAGGUUGCCCAAUCAGCUAACGAUCUCGAGCUCAAGAAACAACGGGCGAUAGAAUUGGAGGAAUCAGCGAGUCGGUUGAAAAGCGAAAUCUCAUUCUUGGAAGAAGAUAUCAAACGGGUGAAGGCACAGCGGGAGAAAGAAUUAAAGAAGGGUGGAAAAGCCUCAGCUUUAGAAGAAGAGGUUAAGAAAUAUUCUCAUGAAUUGGUUCGACUUGCGACGGUCAUGGAUCUGAAAAAAUCGAGUAUGGCGGAAGAGCAGGAACGAAAGUUGGCAACUCAAAAGACGGUUUCUGAGAUGGAAUCUCUACUCAAACAGAAAACCAAGGUUUACGAAAAGUUACAAUCGCAAUACAAUAAGGCCAAGGAAGAUUUAGAGAAGCAAAAUUUAGAAGCAGAGACAAAAGAGGAACUUUUGCAAACUUUACAAACUGGUGUCGCAUCCAAAGAAGGUCAGGAGAGUGGAUACCAGGGGCAAUUACAAGAUGCUAGGAAUCGGAUGAGUACUGCUUCUACCGAGCAAGAGCAAGCAAAGUUGAAGAUUAAUCAUCUUGAGAAGAGGAUCAAGGAAGAAGAGCCAAGGUCGAGAAAGGCUAAAGAGCAGAACGCUGGACUACUUGGAGACCUUGAGGGAUUACGAUCUCAAGCUCAGAAACUUGAAAAGGAGCUUCAGAAAUUAGGUUUCGAAGCAGGCAAGGAAGAUGAUAUGUACAAGCAAGAAUCGACUAUUCAGCAAAAUAUCCGAAGGAUCCGGGAACAGGCAGAUGGAUUGAAACGUAAAGUAGCAAAUGUGGACUUCAAUUACUCAGAUCCUGCUCCAAACUUUGAUAGAUCGAAAGUUAAGGGUUUGGUGGCUCAACUUUUCACAAUUGAUAAGAACCACACAGCUGCGGGAACGGCCCUUGAGAUUUGUGCAGGUGGCCGUUUGUACAAUGUUGUCGUUGAUACAGAAGUUACUGGUACCCAACUACUUCAAAAUGGGAAAUUAAGGAAGCGAGUCACUAUUAUCCCUCUGAACAAAAUUGCCGCUUUCCGAGCUUCAGCGGAAAAGAUUGGUGCUGCUCAAAGAAUUGCCCCGGGCAAAGUUGAUCUCGCACUGUCCUUGGUUGGUUACGAUGAAGAAGUUUCGACUGCUAUGGAUUACGUAUUCGGAAACACGCUCAUCUGCGCAGACGCUGCUACAGCUAAGCGAGUUACAUUUGACCCUUCUGUCCGUAUGAAGAGUAUCACAUUGGAAGGUGACUCUUAUGAUCCAUCUGGUACACUAUCUGGAGGUAGUUCUCCAAACUCAAGUGGAGUUCUAGUUACUAUGCAGAAGUUAAAUGAGCUUAACAAAGAACUCAAAUCACAAGAGGGAGAGCUGGCUGAUCUUCAGGCCACCAUUGCCAGAGAGAAGAAGAAGAUAGACCAAGCACGAAAGAUCAAACAAGAGUUAGAUCUCAAGUCUCACGAGGUCAAGCUUACAGAAGAACAAAUCGGAAGCAACUCCUCCUCGUCCAUUAUCCAGGAGAUCGAGAAUAUGAAGGCUAGCAUUAUUCAACUCAAGCAGGACCUGGUCGAAGCAAAGAGACGACAGGAUGAAGCUACAAAAGAUAUCAAAUGCAUUGAGAAGGAUAUGAAAGAGUUUGACACCAAUAAAGAUGGCAAGCUCGUUGAGUUGCAGAGCUCUCUUGAUUCUCUGAGAAAGGCACUCACCAAAAAUUCUGCGGCUGUUAAGGCACUACAUAAAGAGUUGCAAAGUGCCCAAAUGGACACAGAACAGGUUGGAGGUGAUCUUUCAAAUGCCCAAGAACAACUCCAGGAAGUUGAGCAAACAUUGAAAGCCCAGGAAGAGGAAAUUACAAGUUUAGUCUCCGAGCAGGCCCAGGUCAAGGAUUCGCAUGAUAUCUCACAGGCACAUCUCGAUGAUGAACGAGCUAAAUUGACAGGAUUUGAUGAUGAAUUACAUUCUCUUGAGCAAGCAUCAAGAUCAAAAUCUUCUGGCAUCACCGAAGAAGGUUUGGAAAUGCAAAAGCUUGGUCAUCAGAUUGAGAAGUUUCACAAAGAGCAACAAGCGGCUGUGCAAACAGUAUCGCACAUGGAACAAGAGCACGAAUGGAUCGCUGACGAGAAAGAUAAUUUUGGUCGAACUGGAACUCCUUACGAUUUCAAGAGUCAAAAUAUCGCAGAAUGUAAAGCUACAUUGAGGAAUCUUACCGAGCGCUCUCAAGGGAUGAAAAAGAAGAUCAAUCCUAAGGUCAUGAACAUGAUUGAAAGUGUCGAGAAGAAGGAGAUUGCACUCAAGAACAUGAUGAAGACCGUCAUUAGAGAUAAGAAGAAGAUUGAAGAAACUAUCAGCAGUCUUGAUGAGUAUAAGAAAAAAGCUUUGCUAGAGACAUGGCAAAAGGUCAAUAAAAAUUUCGGACAAAUCUUCGCCGAAUUAUUACCAGGCAGUUUUGCAAAGUUGGAUCCUCCUGAGGGAAAGACAAUCGCCGAUGGUUUAGAAGUCAAGGUAUCUCUUGGUAAAGUGUGGAAACAGAGUUUAACAGAAUUGAGUGGUGGACAAAGAUCGCUGAUUGCACUUUCACUCAUCAUGGCUUUAUUGCAAUUCAACCCAGCCCCAAUCUAUAUCCUCGAUGAAGUAGAUGCUGCGCUUGAUUUGUCACAUACACAAAAUAUUGGUCGUUUGAUCAAGACUCGUUUUGGUGGUAGUCAAUUUAUCGUUGUUAGUUUGAAAGAUGGCAUGUUCCAAAAUGCGAAUCGCAUUUUUAGAACGAGGUUUAGUGAAGGAACGAGUGUGGUGCAGAGUUUGACGGCGGCAGAUUUUAAUUGA